Messenger RNA from Nymphalis io (European peacock), 1261 nucleotides. RefSeq lists its product as uncharacterized. Lineage: Eukaryota; Metazoa; Arthropoda; Insecta; Lepidoptera; Nymphalidae. Bases 140 to 1207 code for a protein of 355 amino acids. The record is from RefSeq and is a predicted model, not a curated record. The transcript has a single exon.
UGAAAAAAAUUAUGAAUAAUGCAAAUUUUAAUAAACGUAAUUCAUAAUUACUGGCACUGACCACAUAGCACAAAAUAAUAAAAAAUAAAUUGUAUAAAAAACUGUCGGUUGGGAUUUUCCUCCAUAUUAUGUAAAUAAAAUGUCUACAACUAAAAUUAACAAAGCCCCUUUUGAUUCAAGUGUGAAACGUUUCGGAAAAAUUACUGUGCAUCCUGGUUUAGACCCAAGCGGACUUUAUACAACAAGACCAAACGGCUGUGAUCCGUGCCUUUAUAACCCAAAACCUAUUAGUAAAAUUUUUCCUAUUAAAAGAAAUCGAAUUUCCAGCAAAGAUCCAUGGAGAUACAAAGCAGAAUUAGAAGAUUGGGCAAGAAAUCUCGGAUACCGGAAUCAGAAAGUUUUACAACAAAGAAAAUGGUUCGGUACUAUUCUUGGCCCUGCUUGGCACGAAGUUUCAUAUGGAAAAAAAUAUGAAGCUGCUUGCAAAAAUCUCAGUUUUGGGAGAACCCCACGCCAUAAAAUAACAAAGAAUGAUAUUCCUGGACCCGGUACGUAUUACAAAACUGUUCCUUUUAAAGCCCCUUAUGGUUCACAUUCUGUAAGACCUAGUUUUGAAAGAGAAGAACCUUGCAGAUUUAAAGAUACCUCACCGAAAUGGUCAUUGGCACCUGACCGUUAUAGAGUGAUCGAUAAAGAAUGUAUCGAAAUGAAGUCAAAGAAAGUUGUGUCUUUACGUGGACCAUACGAUCUUUUUACGGGAAAACGAGACGAAAGUACAAUAAAAAAUCAUUUUGCUAAUUCGUUGAGAAGCUUUGCAACUACCUGGCCCCUGGCCCUCGGAACGACCUUAAUUAAGUACAAAAGAUCUCACUUUGGAACGAUGAAUAAAACGAAUCGAAGUCUUCCACACAGAGGACGCAAUACUUUAGUAGAUAUAUCAAUGUGUAUUCGAAAAGCUGAAGAUCCUGGGCCAGCGCAUUAUAACAUCAACAAAGUUAAACAGUUUAAACAAAAUAAACGUGGUUUUAACAGUAGCUAUGACAAACCGCCCGGAUACAAACGCGUUGUAGUGUGGCCGGGAGUCGGAAGGUACACCAUAAAAAAUAUAGAUUGCGGCAUUGUCGGCAAAGGUCAUCCGCACGUAUUUCUUAGCAAACAGGAACGAACUAUUGGCGCAAUUUUACCACAACCGAUGAACUCUUUUUAAUAAAAAAACUAUAUUCACAAGAAAACUGCGUUAUAAUUGUAUCACCCAGUGAAA